Messenger RNA from Uloborus diversus, 6239 nucleotides. It is a transcript of the gene Alg3, whose product is annotated as dol-P-Man:Man(5)GlcNAc(2)-PP-Dol alpha-1,3-mannosyltransferase-like. The transcript is spliced from 9 exons. Gene Ontology annotation, cellular component: endoplasmic reticulum. The coding region runs from base 200 to 1273 and encodes 357 amino acids. Gene Ontology annotation, molecular function: dol-P-Man:Man(5)GlcNAc(2)-PP-Dol alpha-1,3-mannosyltransferase activity. The record is from RefSeq and is a predicted model, not a curated record. NCBI's taxonomy places the organism in Eukaryota, Metazoa, Arthropoda, Arachnida, Araneae, Uloboridae.
GCGUGUUAAACGCCAAAGCAAAACAACUUCGAAUGAGAGUAGUUUGAACAUAAAAUCCUUAAAAAGAGAUAUUCCAAUAUUAUUAAGAAACCCAGAAUACUCAUGGGUUGUUGCUUUAAUUUUAUUGUUCGUAGAAAUAUUUGUUACAGCGUUUGUAAUUUACAAAAUACCCUAUACUGAAAUUGAUUGGAAAGCAUACAUGCAGGAAGUUGAAGGUGUACUCAACGGCACUCUUGAUUAUAAAGAAUUGAAAGGAGACACUGGGCCGUUGGUAUACCCUGGUGGUUUUGUAUAUGUAUUUUCCAUUUUUCAUGCGUUGACACAAGGAGGAGAAAAUAUUUUACUGGCUCAACUUAUAUUUGCUGUAUUAUACUUGGCAACUUUAUACUAUGUGUUUAGAUUGUACACACGAUCUGCAAUAGUUCCACCAUAUGCCUUGAUAUUCAUGUGCUGUACUUCGUAUCGAAUUCAUUCAAUAUAUGUCCUUAGACUCUUUAAUGAUCCUGUAGCUAUCUUCUUUUUAGUUUUAGCUGUGAAUUAUUUUAUUGACGACAGAUGGUUAAUAGGAUCUAUUUUCUUCAGUUUUGCAGUGUCUGUUAAAAUGAAUAUUUUAUUGUAUGCUCCUGGUCUAUUGUUUGUUAUGCUUCAUGACAUUGGAUUCAAAAACACAGCAUACUGUAUUUUUGUUUGUGCAUUAGUUCAGAUCAUCGUUGGUCUUCCAUUUCUCCUUUCAAACCCAAUCAGUUACCUUUCUCGUGCCUUUGAUUUAGGAAGAAUAUUUUUGCAUGAAUGGACCGUAAACUGGAGGUUUAUUCCUGAAGAAAUAUUUAUUAGUAGAAAGUUUCAUCUUAUUCUCCUCUUUUUGCAUUUAUUUAUUUUAGGAAUUUUGGCAUACAGAUGGACCAAGAAGUUUGGGAUUGGUACAUGUGGACCAAAGGAAUCAACAAUUUUAUCUGUUGACAAUAUGUUUUUUGUACUAUUUUCAUCUAAUUUUGUGGGUGUUGCGUUCAGCCGAUCGCUCCAUUAUCAAUUUUAUGUUUGGUACUUCUUUACACUUCCACAUGUUUUAUGGUGCACAAAUUAUAACCCCAUAUUAAAGCUGUGCAUACUUGGAAUCUUGGAACUGUGUUGGAAUACAUAUCCAUCAACCAAUAUGAGUAGUGCUCUCUUGCACAUGUGUCAUUUGUUAAUAUUAUGUAACUUUUUAUACCAUGGAGCUCCUGCACCUUACAAGGAUACUCAGAAGAAAUCAAGAACAAAAGAAUCUGAUUGAGACCGAUAUUUCAUAGAUAUUUUAAACAACUUUAUUGUUGGCCAUGUUCCUUUUUAAUGUUUGUUUUAAUUAUAAUACUGUUAUAUUGGGUAAGUUACCGCCCUAUAGCCAGGGCUAAGGCAGAAAUACAUGAAAUACACCACCAGCUCCGUCAAUUCCAGCCGAGGACUGCAGUUUCGUGCUUAUUAGCACUCAUCAGCUCGGCAUAGGACUAACUGAGCUGGAGGUGGAAAACCUCUUAAGGAAGCCAAGAGUGCCAAACAAACUGGUAGCUAAUAUAGAAUUAGCACUGACCAACUGCAGUCCUCGGCUGGAAUUGACUGAGCUGGUGGUGUAUUUCAUGUUAUAUUGGGUUGGAGGGAAAGUUCUGUUUUAUUUAAAAAAAAUAUUUGAAACUCAGCAACAGUUCCAACACCAAGUAUCCAUCAACAAAAAGGAAAGCUUUGUUUGUGAUGGGACAGGAAAGGUCCAGUGUACUACAAGUUGCUGAAACAGGGAAAAACCAUCAUUGUGGAUCUGUAUUGCAAUCAGCUGGAUAAAUUGAAUGCAGAGCUCUAUCAAAAGAAAAAAUGCCAUUAUUAGCAUCCAAAAAAGGAAUAGUGUUCCACCACGAUAAUGCUCGACCACAUGCUGCAAUGGUGACAAAACAAAAACUGAAUGCGUUAGGAUGGGAAAUCCUUAGUCACCCAUUGUUGUCACUUUUGUCGUAUUGUACCAUCUGAUUAUUACCUGUUCAGAUCUCUGCAAAAUUAUCUAAUGGGAAAUAAUUCGAGUCUUUUGAAAGAGUUUCUAAAGCAGUUGCUGAUAACUUUUACUACAAGGACAAGAACUUCUACAAAGCAGGAAUUCACAGGUUACCUGAAAGAUGGCAACAAGUUGUAACAAAUAAUGGAGCAAAUAUAAUUGAUUAAUAAUAAACACAUUUUUAUAAAUGAAUUCAAAUACUUUCUUUAAAAUAAGACAGAACUUUCCCUUCUACCCAAUAUUAUGUACUAUAUCUACAAGGAUUUUCAAUAAGGAUAAUAUAGUGCAUGAAAUCAUAAACUUUUUCCAAUGUUUUCCGAAAGCUAUGCACACAUUUUUGUUGGAAACUUAAUUAAAUAUUUUAUUGUAACUGCAGUUUAACUGUACACUUAAUUACAAAUUGAAAGCUGAAUAUUCUCUGUCAGAGAAACAAGUUGUAGUUCCGUGUAACUCAAAAUGCUAAACUAAUUGAGUUUCAGAGGACUUAAACUGCAAUAACAAUGCUGCUGUGCUAAGCACAAAAGUCGUAUCUGCAGGCGAGUUUAAAAGCAGAAAUUGUCGUUCAAAGUUUUUCCCCUCCAUGUAUUUGAUUCAUCUGCAACUUUUUCAGAAUUAAAAAAAAAUAUUUUCUAUUGACAAAUGACCAUAAAACGUUGCAUUUAGGUGAACUAUGUGACAAAGAACAACCUGGUGACCUUAACGCAAUUUUGACCCAAAGUGCAGAUACGAGUUUUGUGCAUAGCACGGCAGAAUGCAUAAAAAUUAAAACUGAACUCUAACCUUAUUUACUUUUUAAAUGGCCAUUAUUUCUUAUUUAUUUUUGUAUUUCAGUUAAUUAUUCCCUGUCUUUUUUCCCAAUGUUAUCCUUUAGUAAAAUACAUUAACAGUAAAUUGUGAUUUUUGUAUCACGAGUGAGCAUGAGGCAUGGGUUUCCCUUUUGGAGCAGGGUUGCCAGGUAUAAUUAAUAUUAGUCGUUUUGGUUAUUUUUUGAUCACAACACUUGGCUAGAAAAAAAAUAAAGCAUUAGCCAAACCAAUCUACCUUUGGCUUGGUAUUUAUCAUACAUAAAAUGAUUAAUACUAUAUGGAAUUGAUUGAUCAGGUGACUUAGAAAGAGUAUUAAAGCAAUUAUUUAAGCAAUAUAUUUAGAAAAAUAUUAAAGCAUUUAAAUUUAGAUUCAAUAAAUCUUGUACAUAAAACACAGGAUUUGUCUUAUAUGUAUUUUAGUAUGAUUGUAGUUAGAUAUUUUCAAUAUAUCUUGAAGGGAGCGUUGUUUCCUUGCAUGUUGGCUAUUUUUAGCAAAUUUCAUGAAGCAGUUUGGCUAUUUUUCUUAAUUUUCAUAUGGCAACCCUGCUUCUGAGGAGUAUCACAGUUUUCAAGCUGUAGAGGUUUAGAUUCUGUGAUUUUAAUACCCCUCAUAUCUUAGAAUUUUCAGUAUGACCCAAUUAUACUUUACAAUUCUAAAACCACUUUCAUUCAUAUUUAUAUUGCAUAGUAACUGAAUCAAAAGCAAAUAAUGAUCAUCGAAACUAUAGCGUCUUUGAUUAAAAUUUAAUAUGUUUAGGAGGCUAUAUUUACCUUCUUUGCCUUUUAUAUCAAGGGUGUCCAAACUUUAAAAAAAUUUUGGGGAGAAGGGGACUGAGACAAUAUUUCAGUUCAGUUGGCCUAGUUGUUGCUCCCCUACAUCCUUUAAAAAGUAAUAAUAAAAUAAGUGCUCAGUGAUCAUUUUCGAGUUUUUCGUUUCUUAGUUUUCUUUAAAAAUGCUUAUGAAAAAUGUAUUAUCAAGCAAACUAAUGUUUUUUUUUUCAGUUUGUAAGCUUCCUGGGGGCCAGACGAAAUCUUUUCGUUGGCUGUAGGUUGAAUGCCCCUGUAUUGUAUGAUUUGAUUUAGAUCCUGUUUAUUGUAUUUGCUUUUGAUUAAUCUUCAUAAAUCAAUUUUUGUUAAUUGAAACUUGUUAAGUGUUAAUUUUUAUUUUCAAACAUGAAGGCACAUUGCCUUCUUAGUAUUCGUCCAUGUCGGCAUCGACUAGGUGAUUGCUAUUUUGUAAAGAAGCACCUAGUGGGCAUGACGACCAUCAUCACCUCCUAGUCCAGAUUGACAAUAAUCAACUUAAUCAUAAAGAGAUUUUGCCAGCAGCCAUCCCCAUCUCUACAAUUUGGACAUGAGACUGAAAAGGAGGAAAUUUCCUUUAGUCUCUUGUAUCCAUCAUGAUAAACUGCUUAGUGAGCAGUCACAGGACUUGCAGAUCCAUGGAUUUAGAAGCAGGUACCCUGCUUAUACUCAAUGGGUCUUUUGGCAUUGGACUUCGAGCCUAGGGUUCUCCACCCCAAGUCUGUUGCUUUAACCACUAUGCCCAUCACAGCCAUUGUUCUACAGAGUGGUCAAAAAGUGGGAAUAUCUCCACUUUAUUUUCAGCAUUAUGUUAGUUAUGGUUGAAUGUUUGUUAUGCAUAGUGAACUAGAAGUCUUAAAGAAUCAUAAGCAUUGAUAGAAACACUAUCCUUGUGGUAACACAGCUGAAUUCAGUGCCAUUUUCUUGCAAAUGCAUGGCAAUUUGGAAAUGUUUUGCUGCAAAACAUCUGCUAGAACAUGGCCCAGAAUUCAGCUGUGUGAAGACAUGGCUGGUGUUCUACCGACGUUUAUGAUUCUGCAAAUUCUAGUUAACUAAAUAUAACAAACAUUCAAUUGUAACUAUUAUACUGAUGAAAAUGAAGCUUGGGUACGCCCACUUAUGGACCACUCUGUACAUAAGUCAGCGAGAGAAUUUCAAUAUUAAUUUCUAAAAGUCAAUUAAUAUGCAUUUUACUGUAAUGUGUAUUGUUGUGACAAUGUAUAUGUUAACAAUUAUUGUUGAUUAACACACAGUUAAAAUGACUUUUACCUUUAUUCCUUUACCAUAACGUCUGUUAUUAACACCCCAUGUAGCUAUAGGAAAGAGUGAAUAAGUGCUUUAAGACCAUCAUGUUUAUUGUUUUUUAAUGUUAAUUCCAAAAAAAAAAAAGAAUCCCUUUUUUGCAAUGGAAUUUGGAUUGUUUUAAGUAAUAAUGCAUGUAUUUAACAGGGGUUAAUUCAGGUUUGUGUUUUCAGGUCUGCAUUUUGUGAAAAGAAAAAAAAGAUUUUUGUGAACUUUUUUUUUUUUUGUGAAAAAAAAGAACUAUUUUUUGCGUGUUUUUCUUUUAUAUAUUUUUGUGAAAAAAAAAAAAAAAAACUUGUCAUAUCGAAUGGAGCAGUGAUGCCCAUUCUUUGUUUUCUGUCCAAGGACUGCACUUUAUACUAAGACCAAUCUCACUUGCCAGAACACAUAUAAAAUUAAAAAAUAUUAAAAUCUUUUUUUAUUGAUAACAUGGAAAAACACAGAAAAGGAGAGUAAAAUACAAGCUAAGAAUUGUUGUUAUCAUUACUAUAUGGUUAUUUUAUUAAUUCAAAUUUUCUAACUAUUGUGCUUUAAAUUUUCAACAGUCAAUCGUAAUACCAAGUAAUCUGAUGUUUUAGAAAGUUCCAGAAUAUAUUUUUCGAUUUGUAACAGCACACCACAUGAAUCUGCUGUGCGGGUCUCAUUUGGCCCAUGGGUCGUAGGUUGGGCACCACUGGUCUGGAGCAUGUUUAGCUCAUUGAGAAGCGAUAAAAUGGAGAAAGUGAGGACUUUCAUUCAUGAAACCGAGACGACCCCAAGUCCUGUGAUAGAUUUUAAAGCAAAGCAUUGGAAGAGAUCGGGUUUCUUUCGUUUGUUUCAUGGAAAACGUGCCAACCAUUCGUCAUUGUUGAGUCAUGUGACUUGGAGUCUUUGGGCCAACUUUUGCUAAGUCAAUGAUUGGACUUGCUACCUCCAUUUUAGUUCCUGCUCUAAGGUUUAGCUAUCAUAUAUCUAGUUUGAAAUCCCUUUGUCCUAAAGGACUUAACUGGGAAUGACUUGUAAGCUGGAAGUUUUUUUUUUUUAAAUCGAUAUUUUGUUUCCAGACAAAUUGAGUGAGCUUAAGAGUGAUGAUAAAAAAAAAAUUUUUAAUGAAAUUUUACAAAAGCUCUAAUUUUAAGAUAUGAAAUUUGAAGUGGCCGCUUUUACGAUAUAGAAUUUUGUGAAGGGCGGCAAAGUGAACCGAAUUAGCAUCUGAAUCAACCCCUGUUUAAAGAGUGGUUGUGACUUGUUACAUAACAUUCCUCCUCUAACAAAUUUUUUACUGUUAAAAAUUUGAACAACUUUAUGAAAUGAGCAGUUUGAGAAGAAAA